Aspergillus novofumigatus IBT 16806 is the source of this 1267-nucleotide messenger RNA. Its product is annotated as EVE domain-containing protein. NCBI's taxonomy places the organism in Eukaryota, Fungi, Ascomycota, Eurotiomycetes, Eurotiales, Aspergillaceae. Bases 278 to 1129 code for a protein of 283 amino acids. Gene Ontology annotation, cellular component: nucleus; chromatin. The transcript is spliced from 6 exons. Gene Ontology annotation, molecular function: DNA binding. The record is from RefSeq and is a predicted model, not a curated record. Gene Ontology annotation, biological process: regulation of DNA-templated transcription.
CUUCCUCCCUUUCAUGUUCCUUUCCCCUCUCCCCACGGGUGUUCCCGCACCCAAUGACAGGCUUCGCACUGGAUGUUUGUUAUGCGUCUCGGCGCGUCCAGAAAACUGAUCCAGUGUCUCAUCUGUCCAUUGUCACAGUAUCCCCCUCCCGGCCUUCUGACUGGCUGGUGCAUACUCUAUUCUCCCUUUUGUUUUGUAUAUUUCUUUCCCCCCAUCCCGUUGACGUCCUCGAGCACAGUUCUCAGCUCAUCACCUCAAAUCCCAGGAAGAAAAUAAAAUGGGCCGAAAGCGCAAGUCUGAAGGCGCUGCCGAUAGCAAUCCACCAAAGAGACCUGCAAUUGAUCCUUACACGGGCGAGCCUAGGAAAAGAGGUCGUCCCAGAAAGUAUCCCCCUGGUCAAGAGCCACCACCUCCUCCGGGUCCCAAAAGGGGCAGAGGCCGACCUCGGAAGGACGGGACCAUCAGAUCCCCUAACUCGGCACCCGAAACGCCCCAGGGCCCAAAGCGGCCAGUCGGGAGACCCAGGAAGACUUCCGUACAGAAUGGAACCGAGACACCAUCGCAACCGAUACACUCAGAAUCGGAAGAGUCGAAAGUUGCAGAUGAGGAGAGUGACCAGUCAUAUUGGUUGAUGAAGGCAGAGCCUGAGUCGCGCAUUGAAAAAGGAGUUGAUGUCAAGUUCUCCGUUGACGAUCUGCAAGCGGCCGAGAAGCCAGAGCCGUGGGAUGGCGUCCGCAACCCCGUCGCACGGAAUCACAUUCGGGCGAUGAAGAAGGGCGAUUACGCUUUUUUCUACCACUCCAACUGCAAAGUGCCGGGAGUCGUGGGCAUGAUGGAGAUCGUCCAAGAGCACACACCAGAUGAGUCUGCAUUCGACCCUGCUCACCCGUACUACGACCCAAAGUCGAAGAGAGACAACCCGAAAUGGGAAGUCGUUCACGUCGAAUUCCGUCGCAAAUUCAAGAAGAUGGUUACACUCAAUGAGCUCAAGGUUCAUGCGAAGCCCGGCGGUCCUCUCGAGGAUCUACAGGUCCUGAAGCAGACUCGACUCAGCGUUUCCUCCGUGACGCCGGCACAAUGGAAGUUCAUUCUGGGGUUGGCGGGCGAGUCGUCGGAGUCCGCGGAAUAAAUGGUACAGAGUAUGUAUUUGAAGUUGUCUUGGCUCGCUGGUAUAAAUCAAGGGUGCAUUGGUCAUUGGGAUGUUUUAUUUGUACAUUUCAUAGGUCAUUAUCUUCUGGUACUGAAUGCGACAGGUUCGCAUCAUGGG